Benincasa hispida (wax gourd) is the source of this 1965-nucleotide messenger RNA. RefSeq names its product GRAS family transcription factor. The record is from RefSeq and is a predicted model, not a curated record. Lineage: Eukaryota; Viridiplantae; Streptophyta; Magnoliopsida; Cucurbitales; Cucurbitaceae.
UGGCCAAAAUGUAAACCUAAAGAUAAAAAAGAAGAAGAAGAAGAAGAAGAAGGAACUUAUGUUUUUUUUCUCCAAAAAGAAAAAAAAAAAAUUAAUUGAGAAAUGAUAUAGAGUGGUUUGUUUCUUCUUCCUCCUUCAUUCUUCAUCCAUUUCUGACACAUUUUUCUGUACAAAGUCUCUCAUGAACUUUUUCCAUCUCUCCCUCAAUUCUUCUUUGUCCCUUUUCCCCCAAAAGCUUCUCUCCUUUUGAUUCUCUUUUCCCCCAUCAUGCUUCGCAGCUUAAUCCCUCAUUCCCCCAUCAAUUCCACCUCCAAUUCCCCUUCCUCCAUGAAGUCCAAGCGCUCCGACACCGACCCCGCCCCCGCCGACUCCUCCCCCGACCACCAACCUUCCUCCAAGAGGCUCAAUUCCCGCCCCAACAACUUCCCCACCGCCGGUAAGUCUCCCCUCCAUCUCCCAGAAUUCGACGACGACGACGAAGACCCUCCCCUCGUCGACGGUAGCGAGUCCACUGGUCUGCGAUUGCUAGGGCUUCUCCUUCAAUGCGCCGAGUGCGUCGCCAUCGAUAAUCUCCAGGAAGCCAAUGAUCUCUUGCCGGAGAUCUCCGAGCUCUCCUCCCCGUUCGGUACCUCGCCCGAGCGCGUCGGCGCGUACUUCGCCCACGCGCUUCAGGCCAGAGUCAUCAGCUCUUGUCUAGGUACCUACUCGCCGUUAACCAUUAGAACGCUGAAUCAAACUCAAUCGCAGAGGAUUUUCAACGCCCUCCAAUCGUACAAUUCCAUCAGUCCGUUGAUUAAGUUCUCCCACUUCACCGCGAAUCAAGCCAUCUUCCAAGCCUUAGACGGUGAAGAUCGAGUCCACGUUAUCGACCUCGACGUAAUGCAAGGUCUCCAAUGGCCUGGAUUGUUCCACAUCCUGGCUUCCCGGCCGAAGAAAAUCCAAUCCCUACGAAUCUCCGGCUUCGGAUCGUCUUCCGAUUUACUUCAAUCAACCGGACGGAGACUCGCCGAUUUCGCAACAUCCCUAAAUCUGCCGUUCGAAUUCCAUCCAGUGGAAGGGAAAAUCGGAAGCCUAACAAACCCUAAUCAACUGGAAUUGAGAUCCGGCGAAGCAGUAGUAGUUCAUUGGAUGCAUCAUUGCUUGUACGACGUAACGGGAAGCGAUAUAGGUACGCUUAGAUUACUUUCAAGUCUAAAACCAAAAUUAAUAACGAUUGUGGAACAAGAUCUGAGCCAUGGGGGUAGUUUCUUGGGAAGAUUUGUAGAGGCUUUGCAUUAUUACAGCGCGUUAUUCGACGCGCUUGGUGAUAGUUUGGCGAUGGAUAGCGUGGAAAGACAUGUGGUAGAGCAGCAAUUGUUUGGGUGUGAGAUUAGGAACAUUAUCGCGGUUGGUGGACCCAAAAGAACCGGUGAAGUGAAAGUGGAAAGGUGGGGCGAUGAACUGAAACGGGUCGGGUUCAAAGCGGUUUCUCUUGGGGGAAACCCGGCCGCUCAGGCGAGUCUGCUUCUGGGAAUGUUCCCGUGGAAAGGGUAUACUCUGGUUGAAGAAAAUGGGUGCCUUAAACUUGGAUGGAAGGACCUAUCUCUUCUCACAGCUUCGGCAUGGCAGCCCUCUGAUUGAAAGGGGAAGCCCUUCUUCUUCUUCUUUUUCUUUCCUUCUUUUUCUUUCUUUUCUUGCACAGCCAAAAACACAGAACACAACAGAACACAACAGAGGAGAACAGCUUUCCAGUUUGAAGAAUGGGGACAACAUACUUUGUCUUUCCUUUCUGUAAUUGUUCCUUUUUUAUUGUUUUCUUCCAUUGCUAAAUGCUAGCAGAGCAGCUCAUCAAACCAACUUCCUCACACAUUCUUCUCUGCUACUGCCCCCUUCUUCAUUUCUUUAUGUAUAAUAAAUAUAUGUAUGUAUUUCUUUUUGAAGAAUCAUAGUCAUCAAUAAUAUCAUUUCUUUUUUUCCUUUCCUUUU